AUGUCUUCUCACAAGACUUUCAGGGUCAAGAGGUUCCUGGCCACAAAACAAAAGCAGAAUCAGCCCACUCCUGAAUGGAUUUGGAUGAAACCUGGUAAUACAGUCAGGUACCACUCCAAGAGGAGACACUGGGGAAGGACCAAGCUGGGUCUAUAA
Molecule: messenger RNA, 156 nt
Organism: Phyllostomus hastatus (greater spear-nosed bat)
Lineage: Eukaryota; Metazoa; Chordata; Mammalia; Chiroptera; Phyllostomidae
Product: 60S ribosomal protein L39-like
Exons: 1
Coding region: 1-156 (51 amino acids)
Biological process (GO): translation
Cellular component (GO): ribosome; cytosolic large ribosomal subunit
Molecular function (GO): structural constituent of ribosome
Source: RefSeq, a predicted model, not a curated record